AUGGUUGGUAAACCCCUUUAUGAUGCUAACAAAAACUUGCUACAUGAUGGAAAAUAUGGAAUUUCCCCUUUUGUAUUCAAAAAAAGAUCAGUUAAGUCAAGUAAGAACAGAGUAGCAGGGACAAUGGAAACCAACACAAUAGAGAGUGUCACCAAGGAAGUGACAAGGAAAAUGUUGCUGGAACAUGUUAUUCCAGCAAUCAAAAGCAAGUGGCAUCCUAGCUUAUGUAAGAAUGUGUUUAUACAAUGGGGUAAUGCAAGGCCACACCAAAUCCCAACAGAUGAAGAGUUUCAAGAAGCAUGCACAUCAGAUGGAUUCAACAUUCAAAUGGUUUUCCAGCUAACCCUGUCCCUUGAUCUCAAUGUGCUUGAUCUAGGGUUGUUUACCUCCAUCCAAUCAAUCCAAUAUAAAUCUUUUCCAAAAAAUUUGGAUGAAUUGAAUGAGAAGGUCAAUGAGGCUUAUGCUUUGUUUGAUCCUAAAAUGAAUAGGAAUACAUGGAUCACAUUGCAAAAAUGCAUGACUGAGAUAAUGUGUAAGAAUGGAGGCAAUAACUACCCCCUACCACAUAUGGACAAAAACAGGCCAGUUAACCAACCAGAAGAUCAAGACACACAAAUACAGGUAGAUGCUGAUUAG
Messenger RNA from Chenopodium quinoa (quinoa), 636 nucleotides. RefSeq lists its product as uncharacterized. The coding region runs from base 1 to 636 and encodes 211 amino acids. The transcript has 2 exons. The record is from RefSeq and is a predicted model, not a curated record. Gene Ontology annotation, molecular function: nucleic acid binding. NCBI's taxonomy places the organism in Eukaryota, Viridiplantae, Streptophyta, Magnoliopsida, Caryophyllales, Amaranthaceae.